GAUCUGUGCUUGGACACCCCCGGAUGCAGAGGAGCGUCCUAUGACGGCAACGCAAGUGUCUGCAAUGUUUUCGACUGCGGUGAUACAUAGCAGAUAGCGAUUCCGUUUUUUACCAUCGACUUUGCGUCGAAGAAUGCUCAAAGAACUACACACAGACAUGCUACAAUUGUCAUAUUGCAACUGACUGCCAGAUUGCGUAUCAAACGAUGAACGACUCUAACUCGGCAUCGCAAUGUAAUCAGUUCUGCGACCAGGACGAACGAUGUCUUGCUGCAGCCUACAACGAGUCCAUCUCUCGAUGUGAUCUGGUCAGCUGCGGACAAAUGGAAGUGGCUUCCAGCCUUCUAGUUCAACGAAAAGCGUGCCACAACGACUGUCCAUUGUACGAACUCUUCAGAAUUGAGAACGCGACAGGUAUCUGUGCCAUCAUUGAGUCGCUCACUGACGCCGACUACGGCAUGACAGAGCACGUGUGCCUUGAGCGUUGCUUGAACACACCGGGCUGUCGGGGUGUCUCCUUCACCGGUACUGAGUGUAACCUCCACCAAUGUUACGAUCAUGUUAGUGACGGGAACUCGGUAUUUUACAGACGCGUUUGCGUACCAGAAUCUGAAAAUCCGGCAAACUCUAAGGCAUUGUAUAAUCUUGUCCCUGGUACACUUCGAACGGCAAAUGUUUUCGCGGAAGAGGUAGUGCCCAACACCAUUGCAUGCGCCCGGCGGUGUCGCUCAGUGAAGGACUGUUGGGGUGCCAAUUUCCGGUCCAUGAACGGCAACAUGGUCUUGUGUCGGAUGUUCGUCACGACAACAGACGGCUUGGACUUAACCCCCAACACCACGUGGACUUAUCUGAACUACAACGUAUGAACUGUAUUUACCAACCAGACGACUGCAAAAUAGCAAAAGUUGUGUUAGCUCUGACGAUUAACGCCGAUGUUCACUAACACCUUGAGUGUGGGCUUGAGAAUCAAGACAUAAAACAACAAACAGUAAUUUCAUGAUACAAUGCUAUCUGAAGGGCAUUAAUGGUGAGAUUUGCCGAUUAUGUAUAAAACAAUUUACAAUACAUGUCAAGAAAUAGCUACAUUUAAGAUAAUUCGUAACAUUUUAAAAAUCGCAUUGUGAGUUUUAGCCUCAAAAUCAGACUCAAGACGUUUGUGAAAAUGGACCGUAUAAUAUACGAGUGCAUAUACUUCAAUCAGUUAUUGCAGGUUGCUG
This is a messenger RNA of Mya arenaria, 1217 nucleotides long. RefSeq lists its product as uncharacterized. The record is from RefSeq and is a predicted model, not a curated record. The coding region runs from base 207 to 866 and encodes 219 amino acids. The transcript has 4 exons. Lineage: Eukaryota; Metazoa; Mollusca; Bivalvia; Myida; Myidae.